Messenger RNA from Trichosurus vulpecula (common brushtail), 3041 nucleotides. RefSeq names its product lin-9 DREAM MuvB core complex component (gene LIN9). Gene Ontology annotation, cellular component: nucleoplasm; transcription repressor complex. The transcript has 15 exons. Gene Ontology annotation, molecular function: DNA binding. Lineage: Eukaryota; Metazoa; Chordata; Mammalia; Diprotodontia; Phalangeridae. The coding region runs from base 1 to 1677 and encodes 558 amino acids. Gene Ontology annotation, biological process: regulation of transcription by RNA polymerase II; DNA-templated transcription; regulation of cell cycle. The record is from RefSeq and is a predicted model, not a curated record.
AUGCACCGCGGCGGGCAGCCUUUGAAAAAGCGGCGCGGCUCAUUCAAGAUGGCGGAGCUCGACCAGUUGCCUGAUGAGAGUUCUUCAGCAAAAGCACUUGUUAGUUUAAAAGAGGGAAGCUUAUCUAGCACAUGGAAUGAAAAAUACAGUUCCUUACAGAAAACGCCAGUUUGGAAAGGCAAGAACACAGCCUCUUCAGUGGAGAUGCCCUUCAGAAAUUCAAAACGAAGCCGUCUUUUUUGUGAAGAUGAUGACAGACAAUUAAAUACAAGGUCCCCUAAAAGAAAUCAGAGAGUUGCAAUGGUUCCACAGAAAUUCACAGCAACAAUGUCAACCCCAGACAAGAAAGCUUCACAGAAGAUUGGCUUCCGCCUGCGCAACCUUCUCAAACUUCCCAAAGCGCACAAGUGGUGCAUCUAUGAAUGGUUCUACUCAAAUAUAGACAAACCACUAUUUGAAGGAGAUAAUGACUUUUGUGUCUGUCUGAAAGAGUCUUUUCCUAAUCUGAAGACCCGAAAGUUAACAAGAGUGGAAUGGGGAAAAAUUAGACGGCUGAUGGGAAAACCACGGAGGUGUUCUUCUGCAUUUUUUGAGGAGGAACGAGCAGCAUUAAAACAGAAGCGGCAAAAAAUUCGACUCCUACAACAAAGGAAGGUUGCAGAUGUUUCCCAAUUCAAAGAUCUUCCAGAUGAGAUUCCUCUCCCUUUGGUCAUUGGGACAAAGGUCACAGCACGAUUGCGUGGUGUUCAUGAUGGCCUCUUUACUGGACAGAUAGAUGCUGUAGACACACUUAAUGCUACUUACAGAGUUACGUUUGAUAGAGCAGGACUUGGAACUCAUACUGUCCCUGAUUAUGAAGUCCUGAGUAACGAACCUCAUGAAACAAUGCCAAUUGCGGCCUUUGGACAAAAACAACGGCCAUCUCGAUUUUUCAUGACUCCACCACGGUUACAUUACACUCCUCCUCUCCAGUCGCCAAUUACAGAUAAUGAUCCGUUGUUAGGACAGUCACCGUGGAGAAGCAAACUUCCUGGUUCAGAUACUGAAACAUUAGGUGGUUUUCCAGUGGAAUUCCUUAUCCAAGUAACUAGAUUAUCAAAAAUUCUCAUGAUUAAGAAGGAGCACAUCAAGAAAUUAAGGGAAAUGAACACAGAAGCAGAAAAAUUGAAAUCCUAUUCUAUGCCCAUCAGCAUUGAAUUUCAGAGGAGAUAUGCAACUAUUGUUCUAGAUCUUGAGCAGCUGAACAAGGAUCUAAACAAAGUUUUACAUAAAGUUCAGCAGUACUGUUAUGAGCUUGCUCCAGACCAAGGACUCCAACCUGCAGACCAGCCAACAGAUAUGAGACGCAGGUGUGAAGAAGAAGCACAGGAAAUUGUUAGGCAUGCAAAUGCAUCCACAGGACAACCCUGUGUUGAAAAUGAAAAUCUUACUGAAUUGAUUUCUAGACUUACAGCAAUAUUAUUACAGAUCAAGUGUCUAGCAGAAGGAGGUGACCUGAAUUCCUUUGAAUUCAAAUCACUUACUGAUUCACUAAAUGACAUUAAGAGUUCAAUAGAUGCCUCCAAUAUCAGUUGUUUUCAGAAUAAUGUUGAGAUCCAUGUUGCACAUAUUCAGAGUGGCCUGAGUCAGAUGGGAAACUUACAUGCCUUUGCAGCUAAUAACACCAACAGAGACUGAAAAGAAAGUUUAAUUAUUCCAAAUGUACAAGACAUAGUUUUGGAAAAUCUUGCUCCAUUAUACAGGCUUUCAACACCAAAUAACCUAUCUGCUGGUAAACAAGAAGAAAGACUCUCCAAAAAAAGGCAUUUAAAAAAUACCGUUGCUGCUUCAUAAACCAGCAUUACUGACCAGCAUUAUAUUUAUUUUAUUGUUUAUUUUACAAGUACAGGAGCUUUGCUUAAGGUACAUAUGUUUAUUAGCAAGUAUUGUUUUAAACUGAAAAUGUCUGAAUAUAUUUUAAUAUAACUUCCACAAAGACUAUAUAAACCAUUUUAAAAAUAUGGACGAAUGUAAUACAGCUCAUGCAGACAGCUCACAGUGAAAAAUGAGAAGAGAAAGGGUCUUGGUGCGAAUCAGUGGCUAAAUGAAUGGAAGCUGCUUCAUCUAGAAAACUACAACUUUAGUUGUUCUAGUUGGUUGCCAUAUCUCGGUCUUCAAAAGAUGAUAAAAUGAGGUGUGUGAAUUCCUAGUUUUAAGGAUGCCACUGGAAUAUGAAUGGAAAAUAUGGACUAUAAAAGUGGACAAGAUGUGUGCUUGAGAGUGUGGUGUAGUUCUGUAGAUGAGUUAAUAGCUUUUGAAAUAUGUUAAUUUAUCAUAAUUUAUGAAAGAAGCCUUUGUCUUUUGUCUGUUGAAGGAAAAUGAAGGAGCAGAAAAAACGUACUGCAGAAUGCUAAGUUCCAACGAGUGGAUUUGGCAUGUCUUUUCCCCUCAGUUCAGGGCAAAAGGUGCUUUUGUUUUGGAAUUUAUAAGAAUGACUGGUAACACACUAUUUUCAUAUUUUUGUUUGUUUGCACAACUUUUAAAUUUAGAUAACUGGUUAUAAUCUAAUGGUAUACAACUUAUAUAAAGAUUUUUAUAAAGAAAACAAAAAUAACCAGUGCUAUGAAACAUUAAGGAAAAAAAAAUUUUAAAAAAAGAAAAACUUACCUAGGCUAUUCUGGAAUGUUAAUCUUGUAAAAAGUAUGUAUUUGGAUUUUCUUUUUGUUUAAUAUAGAGUAUUGUAAAGUUUCAGUGUAAUAAUUUUUUUCCAGAUUUGGAAUUUAGGAAAUAGUUGUAGAAGUGGUUUUGAUUGUUUUAAACGUCUCAUAAAAUGAGGCUUUUUGUAUGUUAAUGUAUAAAGAAAUUUAAACAAGGUUAUUUUCGACUUGAAAAUUUUGUAUAGUUAAAAAAUGCUUCUGUAUUCCUUGUUGGUAUGGUGCCACUGCAAAACUUUAGGGCAGAGUAUAUAUUUAGCUAAACUAUUCAGUUAAUUAAGAAAUCCAUAAAUCUUUUAUUCUCAAUGACAUUUGUAAUUAUAAAUAAAUUGACCUAUGAAAGUUGGU